Pelobates cultripes (western spadefoot toad) is the source of this 290-nucleotide messenger RNA. The record is from the annotation of a GenBank genome assembly. Lineage: Eukaryota; Metazoa; Chordata; Amphibia; Anura; Pelobatidae.
AUGACUUGGUCAGAUCAUGCGCCGGUGCGGACAACAUUUCAAACAUUGCACCCAGCACAGGGAAGGGGUCUGUGGCGCCUGAAUGAAUCAGCUUUACGUAACGAAGAGAUGAGCAAACUCAUAGCAAAGGCUCUAUCUGACUACUUCUCUGACAAUACACAACAGGAUGUGCGAACCUCAACCACAUGGCUAGCCCAUAAGGUGGUAAUAAGGGGCCUGUUCAUACAGAUAGGUGCUAGGGCUAGGAGCAAGAUAGGAGUCGAUACUUCCAUUAUAGAGAGGCAAAUAGG